GGCACGGUACCUGCUCAAGAAGACACUGCUGGCUCCGGCGUGGAAGAUGUCCAAGGGAGCGUGCUCAGCCUAGCGAGUCUAGAGGGGCUCAGUGUCGAGGAAGGGGGCAUGAUAAUGAGUUCGGCGGGGCAGCCGAUUGGGGAGGUGGUCGAGGGAGAUCCCGACGACCUUGUCGGCCAGACUGUCGGCAAAAAUGGAGAAAUUCUGGAUGAAGAUGGGGAUCUAAUCGGACGUGUUCAACUCCUGGAGAAGGAGGCAGAACCAGCGUCCGGAGAAACCCUCGAUGCGGGGACAUCUGAGCAGGGUGAAAGCCUUCCAGACAUGCCCACUUCCGAAGAGGGGGAUUCUCAAGAUGAGGGGGGACAAGAAGAAGCCCAGGAAGGGAUCAAGAUGGAGGACGCCACUGCUCCAACCGAGCCCGAUCAACCUGGGGAAGAGGCACAGGCAAGCGACGCAGAUCAGUCUUUGGAAGAGCCCCCAGCAAGCGAAGCGGACCAGACUUUACAGGAGCAAGAGCCAGGCGAAAAAGAAGAAGUCGCCGGCGAAGGGCUUGCAGUCGCGGGGUCUGCGCAGGACCAGGAGGGUCAAGAAGGAGCGGAAGAGGAACUAACAGGAGAUAAAGAAGUGGGAGCGGGAGUGGAAGAGGGAGCCGGAGAAGGAGUUGAAGAAGAAGAAGGGGUGGGAGAAGAAGGAGUCGGUGAAGAAGGAGUCGGAGCAGAAGGAGUCGGUGAAGAAGGAGUCGGAGAGGAAGGAGUCGGAGCAGAAGGAGUCGGUGAAGAAAAAGUCGGAGAGGAAGGCGUCGGAGAAGAAGGGGUGGGAGAAGAAGAAGCACGGGAGGAGGGUGGAGAAGAAGGGGAGGAGGGAGAAGAAGAAGAAGCUCCAAAACUACCAGACAUCUCCACCCUCGAAGGGCUCACCUGCACCAAGUUUGGAGGCAUCGUUGAUUCCAAAGGUGCCCUCGUUGGCGAGCUGAUCGAGGGUGAUGCCAAGAAGAUCUUCCGUGGAAAGUAUCAGCUUGAUGAUCAAGGCCAGUUCUGGGACCAGCGCGGGAAGGUUGUGGGCAAGGCGAGGCCUCUCCCGGUCGAGGAAGAGGAGCUUGGUCCGUUCGCCGACCUGGGUGAUCUGCAUGUGGACGAGGACGGGUGGGUCGUGAAUGAAGAGGGCCGACGGGUAGGCCAGGUGGUCGAAGGGGACGCGCGGAAACUUCGCGGGCGUGCAGUCGACGAGGAUGGCGAUAUUCUGGAUCGGCGAGGAAAUCCGUUGGGCCGUGCAGAGCCGUGGGAAGAGCCAUCAGAGGCCGAGGCCGAGGAGGCCGAGGAGCCAGAGGAAGAAGGAGAGGAUCUGUCGAUCUUAGCCGGUAAAAAGGUGAAUAAGCUAGGCAACAUUGUCGACGAUGCCGGUGUGGUGUAUGGAAGGCUGGUGACCGGGAAUCCACGCAAGCUGGCUGGCAAGUCAGUGGAUGAAGAAGGUCGAGUGUGGGACUCGGCAGGCCGCGUCGUCGGCCAGGCAGAGCUGCUCCCAGCUGAAGAACGAGACCGGCCUGAGGGACCCUUCUCCGGCCUCGAAGGCUUGGUGGUGGGCAAGGAUGGGUUGGUGAUCGAUGAGAACGGUGACACCGUCGGGCGCCUAGUGAGUGGUGAUCCUCAGCGUCUUCGUGGACGUGCUGUCGAUGAAGACGGUGAGAUUCUCGAUAAGUCGGGCAAUGCAGUCGGUCAGGCUGAACCGUGGACCCCUGAAGAGCCAACUCGCAAUGUCAGCCCCAUGGCGGGUCGGAAAGUGAACCGCGAUGGCGAGGUCCGUGAUGAGGAUGGCAAUGUGAUCGGCAAGCUGACCCAAGGCGAACUCUCCAACUUGAUCGGUCGGACUGUCGAUGAAAACGGCUAUGUGGUUGACAAUGAUGGCAACAAGAUCGGUGAAUGCACUCUCUUGGAGAACAUUCCCCCUGAGCCGGAGCCGGAGCCGGAGCCGGAGCCGGAGCUGUCUCCUGAAGAACUUGAACAACAGGCCCGUGAAAAAAGGGAUAGAGAGCUGGCGAAGAAGAUGGCUUCCAUUGUACAGCAGACGCUGGACACGAUUGAGCCCUUGUGCAAACAGAUCACUCAGCAUAUCGAGCGAGCCAAUAGCACUCCCAAAGAGGAGCUAGACGAAGAGCAACUUGUGAAGCAAGUCAAGCCGUUGAUCGAAGAUGCCGGCAAUAUCUUGCAGGAGUGCAAAGGUGCUCUCCGAGCCUUGGACCCCGAUGGUCAGAUUGCUGCUCAAGCCAAAGCACGCAGUGCAUCGGCAGAAGCUAGCCCCGAGGAGCACCAUUUGGCUGAGGUGCUCAAAGAGCUGACUCGGGUGGUGGGAGAAACGAUCGAGAAAGGAAAGGCUCUGAUCGCCGACAUGCCCCAUGCUAAGAAGAAGAUCAAUCCGCUGUGGGCUUUGUUGUCCGAGCCCCUGGUUCAGAUCAUCGCCGCGGUGGGCCUCCUGCUGAGUGGUGUGCUCGGUCUAGUUGGUAAACUACUCAACGGACUCGGACUGGGGAAUCUCCUCUCGGGCUUGCUGGGUGGCUUGGGGGUCGACAAGCUGCUGGAAGGGCUGGGCUUGGGGAAAAUAACAGAGGGGCUGGGGCUUGGUGGUAAGAAGUGA
Aspergillus aculeatus ATCC 16872 is the source of this 2628-nucleotide messenger RNA. RefSeq lists its product as uncharacterized. The annotation marks the transcript as partial. The record is from RefSeq and is a predicted model, not a curated record. The transcript is spliced from 2 exons. NCBI's taxonomy places the organism in Eukaryota, Fungi, Ascomycota, Eurotiomycetes, Eurotiales, Aspergillaceae.